This is a messenger RNA of Caenorhabditis angaria, 502 nucleotides long. Lineage: Eukaryota; Metazoa; Nematoda; Chromadorea; Rhabditida; Rhabditidae. The record is from the annotation of a GenBank genome assembly.
AUGAAUUCCGAAUCAAUCAUUCGCCCAAUUCCUCUGAUUUUCAAUUUUAAUCAAGCUCAACCAAAUUCUUCAUGUUUUGAAAAUGGACUUGGAGUUAAACAGGAAGAAUAUUCAACUAACAGCUCGGUAAGUUACUCUAACUUCAAAUCUCUUUUCAAAUUGAGUUUUUUUUCAGAGAUGCACAUCAAACGAGAGUAGUGAACAUAUGUCUGGCCUGAAAAUCCGGCGUGGUCGCCCACAACAAGAGAUUGAAGAUGGGCAAGAUGCGCAAAGUCAAAAGAAGCGACAUCGCCGAAUGUAUGCGCGACAAUAUCGCGCACAAAUGCGACAAAAAGUGGAUAAUGUGAAAAGUUUGAAGAGCGAAAAAGAUCAACUCGAAAAUCAGGUCAAAUUUCUGCAAUCUCAACUUCUUGCUCUUCAGAAUCAGAUUCAGCAAAGGGAUACUUAUAUUCAAAUUUUGCAUUUUACUACACAACUUGCUAAUAAACCCAAAGUUUUGUAA